Molecule: messenger RNA, 1064 nt
Organism: Manihot esculenta (cassava)
Lineage: Eukaryota; Viridiplantae; Streptophyta; Magnoliopsida; Malpighiales; Euphorbiaceae
Exons: 2
Coding region: 158-739 (193 amino acids)
Source: RefSeq, a predicted model, not a curated record
UUGUGAAUACAGAAGUGGAGGAAGAUGCACGCCAAUACCUGAUAUUAAACCAAAGAAGGGGACAAUCUUCCAAACUACGAGUGCUCUCUUUAAGACCCAUCGCCGACUCUGUCUGGCUUCUGGAUUCUGCAGAAACAGCAAAACAACCAUAACAACAAUGGCAUUCUCAAGACUCCGUCUUCUUCUCCCAUUCUUGCUCUGCUCCAUUCUUUUUAUCAGUCAUCCAGUCAUUUGUGACGAGGAGGAUACACUUCUUUCAGGCAUUAACAGCUACAGGCAGUCAUUGAAUUUGAAUACCCUUAUGAAGAAUGAUAAUGCAGAAUGCUUUGCUGAGGAAGUAGCUGAUCAAUUUAAGAGUCAGCCUUGUACAAACAGCACGGGCUCCAAUACAGUGCCAGGCACUGAACCUCAGAUCCCCAAAUAUGAAAGUCUUUUGGCUAAAUGUCAUUUGAAUAUCUCCAACACAAAGGAUGGAUCUGUAAUGCCUGCUUGUGUUCCCAACUUGGAUCCCAGUCUUGUACUCACGAACUUUACACAGACCCUAUACUCAGGAAAUCUCAACGACACUAAGUAUACUGGAGCGGGAAUCGGUUCUGAUGGAAACUGGAUUGUUGUGGUUCUGACUACUAAUACAUCUGAAGGAAGCUUUGAGACUUACAAUGCAGCCAGCCUGACAACCAAGAUUGGUCAUAUAUCUCACUUACUGUUUUUGCUGAUGGCUUCUCUCUUCUUGUUGUAAAGUAAGAGAAUGGUUAGCAUUGAUUCACCUGGCUACCUUUUAAUUCUGAAAGGAACUACGGGUGCCUGGCUGCUACUCACGUCCUGCAGAUCAUUGGGUGAGAAGGGGGAAAAAUUAUGCAUUACGUCUGCUUCUUUUGGAAAGUGUUUUACUUUUUCACAACUUGAUGUUUAGUGUUGCCAUUUAUAAUGACAUUUCAGAAUGGAUAGCUGAGACACGUAUUUCUUCAUCUUUGUUUCUUCAUUAAUGUUAUUGACUUCGUAAGGACAUGCUUGUUCUUCUGACAAUAACCCAGAAAGAUGAAUGAAAUGAUCCGUUUCAUCCA